ACCCAGGCACCCAGACACACACACUCACACCCCCAGAGGCACACUCGCCCCCUGACACUCACCCCCUGACACUCACCCACUCACUCACACACACACACCCGGGGUGUUUUUGCUUUCGAUAUCUUGACCUCCCGGCUGGUCCGGAGCGGGGCGGACCCAGGGCCGCCGAGCCGAGUGCAGGGCCCGGCCUCCGGCAUGUGGGGCCCGUCGGCGACAUGACGGCUCGGCCGCCCCCGGGACUCCCCCACCUGCUGUUGCUGCUGCUGCUGCUGAGCGGGCCGCCCCCAGCCCCCGCCUGCGCCUUCCGCUACAGCCCCGUCAGCUCCAUGUUCGGACUGCACAUCCACAACCUGGCCCAGUACCUGCUCCAGGACUACCCCGUCAGCGUGGUCACCAACCUCCAGACUGACGAGCUGUGCUGGGAGCUGUGGCACCUGUCGGUGGCAGAGGACCGGCUGAAGCACUUGGAGCGGAUGUCCGGGCCUCGGCUGCGGGAGCUGGUCCACAAGGUCCAGGCUGAAGUCGACUUCGUCAACGACUGUGGCUUCCAGCGCCCCCAGAAGUGCGCCAGAUUCCAGCAGAUCAACAUCUCGCAGUUCCUGGGGGACGUGUCCCAGCAUCUGACCUCCCUGCGCCCCAAGAUCACCAGCCUCAACUUCUCCAGCUGCCUGGAGCUCCGCUGUGUCCCUGAUCCCCCCACCUCAGCUCCCUCCUCCGGCACCCCGGGCCCCCUGGGCAGCCAGGCUCCGCUGUCCCGGGGCCUCCUCCUGACCCCGCUGUGGCUGUUCCUGCCCGGGCUGACCAUGGGAGCACUGUGGGGACUGUGGAGGCUGUGGAGGAUGCGGAGCUGGAGAGGACAGAGCCAGCCGUGCCAGGGGACGUCUCAGAUCCCCACAGAUUCUCCCCUCCCGAGGAGACCGUGCUUAUGACCCCCUGCCCACCCUGAGCGGGACUGAGAGCGGAAGCAGAGAGACAAGGAAACAAGAAGGGGGCUCCAGCUGGGCGCGGGGCAGUCCGGAGCAGGCCGAGCUUCACCUCCCCCAUCCUGCACCUGCCCACCCGCCCCCUCGCGCGUCAAGCCGAAAGUUGACAUGGAAAGAUUUUUGCAUUGACAAAGCUGUGAGAUGCUAAACCACAUCUCAUCCCGCCUUCGACCUGCAAAAAGCCACCUCCUCCUCCAGGCAGCCUUCUCGGAUUGUGGACUCCUUUCAGCCGCUCUAGCAACUGUGUAUUAUCUCUGUAAAUCUCGUGUAUAUAUUUCAGUUCUUGGUUUUAUGCUCCUGGCACGUGCACUUUUGGAGUAAUUGAAAAUCGAUGUGGUUCCUGCCUCCCGAAAGAGACUGUAAAAUCUUCCAGGGCAGGGGGGACUAUCUCAUUCCUCCUUUGUAAUUCCUGUCAGCCCUCAGGGCCCAGGGUGCCCCCCUUCCUCCGCUGACCCUCAAUAAACAUCGAUAAUGAUACUGAAGACAA
Messenger RNA from Ornithorhynchus anatinus (platypus), 1470 nucleotides. RefSeq names its product fms related receptor tyrosine kinase 3 ligand (gene FLT3LG). NCBI's taxonomy places the organism in Eukaryota, Metazoa, Chordata, Mammalia, Monotremata, Ornithorhynchidae. Gene Ontology annotation, molecular function: cytokine activity; receptor tyrosine kinase binding. The record is from RefSeq and is a predicted model, not a curated record. The coding region runs from base 216 to 929 and encodes 237 amino acids. The transcript has 9 exons. Gene Ontology annotation, biological process: positive regulation of cell population proliferation. Gene Ontology annotation, cellular component: membrane; cell surface.